This is a messenger RNA of Vicia villosa (hairy vetch), 579 nucleotides long. RefSeq names its product proline-rich receptor-like protein kinase PERK14. The transcript has a single exon. Lineage: Eukaryota; Viridiplantae; Streptophyta; Magnoliopsida; Fabales; Fabaceae. Bases 1 to 579 code for a protein of 192 amino acids. The record is from RefSeq and is a predicted model, not a curated record.
AUGACAACCCCGACGGCUUCUCCAACAAGCAUCACGGCGGUAUCUCCAUCUAGAACUCCGACGAAAUUUCCGGCGUCUUCUCCGGCGAAAUUUCCGGCAUCUUCUCCGGCGGAUCUACCACCAUAUCUGUUACCGGAACCCACAGAUCUGCAUUCAGAACCACUGCAACCAACUCCGGCGAGUAUUCCGGCGGCAUCUGCGGAAAGAAUUCCGACGACUUUUCCGAAGGUAUAUCUGGCAUCACUUCCGGUGAUAGUUCAGACAGAUUCAUCGUCAAAAAACAGAACAGCGUCACCUACAAAAACAACUCUCUCACCGGAAAAGAGAAUAUUAUCUCGGAAGAAAACCACAAUGUUGCCACUACAGCCUAAACCAUUGAAUAUGUUUCAAUCUACUAUUGACUGUAUAAAGGUGAGAGCUUUACAUUUGAAAUCAUUGUUUGAUAACAAAACAAAGAUAUGUUUUAAACUUCCGGUGUCGGCGCCGCCACCAAAGCCACCGGAACUGUCACCACCACUCUCACCACAAACACCAUUUAUCAGCCACCACCGACCACCGCCGGAACCACCACCAUUUUAG